GGCCCCGCAGCGCUCGGCGCGGCCAUGCUCGGCCUGGACGUGUGCGAGGCGGGCGGGCAGCUGCUCGAGCUGCUCUGGCUCGCGCUCUGCUACCGAGACAUCAUGGCGGACAAGGAGGGGGUGACGCUGUCGCUGGAGGAGGAGGAUGCCGACGUGGCCCUGGCGUACAGGACGCCGCAGAAGAAGAGCCUGCAGGAGAUCCAGCAGCUGGACCCGGACGACGAGAGCCUGCGGAAGUACAAGCAGGCGCUGCUGGGGGCCAUCCCCAUGGCUGUGGAUGCCCGGGUGCCCAAUGUGCAGGUGAUGCGGCUGACCCUGCUGUGCGAGCAGGCGCCGGGGCCCAUGAUCAUGGACCUCACAGGUGACCUGGAGGCGCUGCGGAGCCGCUCCUUCGUGCUCAAGGAGGGGGUGGACUACAGGGUGAAGGUGUCCUUCAAGGUCAACAGGGAGAUCGUCUGCGGCCUGAAGUGCCUGCACCUCACGUCCCGCCGGGGCCGGCCGGUGGACCGCGACGCCUUCAUGGUGGGCAGCUACGCGCCGCGYGCCGAGGAGUACGAGGUGGUGACGCCGGGCGAGGAGGUGCCGCGGGGCCGCCUGGCGCGGGGCGCCUACCGCGUCCGCUCGCUGGUCACYGACGACGACAAGACGGAGCAUCUGCGCUGGGAGUGGGGCCUGCGCAUCGAGCGGGACUGGGAGGGCUGAGGCCCGCCCGGCGCCCGCCGCGCGCCCCGCGCCGC
Messenger RNA from Nothoprocta perdicaria, 737 nucleotides. RefSeq names its product Rho GDP dissociation inhibitor gamma (gene ARHGDIG). The transcript is spliced from 6 exons. Gene Ontology annotation, biological process: Rho protein signal transduction. The record is from RefSeq and is a predicted model, not a curated record. Gene Ontology annotation, cellular component: cytoplasm; cytosol; membrane. Gene Ontology annotation, molecular function: Rho GDP-dissociation inhibitor activity; protein binding. NCBI's taxonomy places the organism in Eukaryota, Metazoa, Chordata, Aves, Tinamiformes, Tinamidae. The coding region runs from base 25 to 702 and encodes 225 amino acids.